Messenger RNA from Toxorhynchites rutilus septentrionalis, 3681 nucleotides. RefSeq lists its product as uncharacterized. NCBI's taxonomy places the organism in Eukaryota, Metazoa, Arthropoda, Insecta, Diptera, Culicidae. The record is from RefSeq and is a predicted model, not a curated record. The transcript is spliced from 7 exons. Bases 1617 to 2771 code for a protein of 384 amino acids.
UCCCAAUCGAUCCGCCAUAUCAACUCCUGGUGUUCACUGGGGGCAGCCGAGCCGCCGGUUGGUUGGGUUGUAGGCAGCGCGCGUUGAGUCAGAGUGGAGGGAACAGAGAAGAAAAAAAAGAGAGCCAAAGCCACCAACGACGGCAACCGGCCUGUGGAACCAGAACUAGAAGACCUGCCACAGUUUGCCUCAGCUUCAACGGCGGUUUCUGUGGAGAGGUUCGGGACUGCAUUUUUCCCGCUGCAGCGUCAGUUACUAUGUGCAACUCGAUGUGUGCGUACGUUCACAAGUUUGCUCUGUGCACAAUUUGCAUUCUGGUGUUCAGUGCGUUUUGGUGGUGUUUCUGUUGUUGCAUCUAUAGCGCGAUGCUGAACAUCCGCAGUGACGAAAGCUGGGACUAAGUUCACUACAGCUUCCAAGCUACCAAGAAAAUAACUUACCGAGUGCCUCUUUAGAAGUAAUGCUUCGAAACAGGGAACGAGAGGGAGAUAGAUAACAGUGCUGAAGUAACAAGAAGUUGAAAAGUUCAAAGAAGAUUUGUGAAGAGAGAUGUUGAUGAAGAAAUUCGCGACUCGCUGACGGUCGUUUGCCAUUCGCGUGGAGAUAGUGAGUGCGCUGGGCAGUGUUUUUGUUGGCAUUCUGUUUUGUACCCAUGCUUCCGCUCGCAGCGCCCAACAAACGGAUGGAAAUUUAAUGUGAAGUUGUUACAGUUGAAGGUCGUUCUUCUUGGCAGUCGGAUUGUCGGAUCUCUCUCGACGCAUUCUUGGCGCACUUCACGGUGCACAAAGAAAGCAAGGGAAACAAAUUCCCAACCCCAAUGCAACUGGUCAUUGCCAACAUCAUCCGGCAGAACUGUGUGGAUGUGCGGUAAGCGACGGACGCGCGAGAGGAAGUGCUGCAUCUCAAGUGUGCGAAUCGCUGGUGCUGAAAAUUCGUUCUUUGCAUCGCUCAAAAUCCCAUGAUAUGCAUUAAUCCGGCCGUUUUGUUUGUGAAGAGCUUUACAUUUUCGUGAAUUUCUGUGCUCCCUUCUUGCAUCCGAAAGCUUACAGUUUGAUCGUACGACGGUUUUCGAUUCAUUUUUUGUUGUUUUUGCUGCGCUCCCUCAAGUGCUGUUGCGCGCGAUUUUGGAUUGGAUGUUUACAGGUUUAUGAGCACGCGGGCGGAAAAAAAAAAAGAAAAAGUAGUGAACAGAUUGCAAUUUGGUUUUACAACUUUUAUGCUGCUGAAAUUGAAUUGAAUUGUUCCGCGAUCUCGACAUCAAGCUUUAUUCGGCGAUUAUUCGCGCGCCCGAUGUGAAAGUUGAUCCGUGAAAAUCGCUGAAAGGGGGAAGUGGCGAAGCGAAGUGAAAAAGGUGAAGGUGGAAAGGUAGCGUCAGUCGAGGGUUAUCAACGGUGAAAGAGAAUGAGUGUUCCAAGCGUGUAGUUUCGCGAUUGCCAAAUCCGCUCGGGAAAACAGUGAGAGAAGCGAUAUCUAACAGUAUCCCGACGGCAUCCAGAACAUCAUCGGCACUACCAGACUCAAUAGGGAGCAAAACUUUCUCCACGAGGAGCAGAAUAACGCUACGCUGCGCAUAAAACUGGCCAAUCUCGGCACCACACUUCCGUCUCGAAUGAAAAAUGUUCACCCUGUCCAAGCUGUCCGAUGAAGAUGACCCGUCACCAAGUGGGAGCAACGGCACUGGUAGCACCAGUGGAAAUGCAGCUAGCACCGGUCCCAGCAGUAGCCCCACCACGCUCGACCCAUCCGGAUCAUCGGCAGUGACGGCUGCCAGUCCGACGGCGUGGAACCUAGAGCUUGAUCUACCGAUGAUCGAAGAGGACAUGCAGGUGAUCGAUACGAUCGAUCAAAGUUACUGGAAUGGGAAAUUCGUACCACCUCCACCGAGACCACCUUUUCUGGAGGAAUCGAUUGCCCCCGAUGGACUAACCACCUGUGAUCUGUGCAGUUGGGCCUGGCAGGACAAAGGGACACUCUCGCUGGAUGGUGCGAUAAAGGAAAUUUUCUCCCCUCCAGAUACCAAGGAGUUCAGUUGGACCUUCACGUUGGUGGUAGUGUCACUUACAUCCGCCCUGCUCGGUGCCAUAAUUAUGAUAGUGUUUCUUAGAUGUAAGAGGGUACGUGCCAAUCAGAACGGCAUACGAACGCUGUGUUUCGAUUCGAGUAGCACGAAAGACACGACGGGGCUGAAUUUUGACAAUCAAACGUCCAAAAACUCCACCAAUGGAUCCUGUAGCCCCCGGAGUACGAAUUCCGGCCUGUGGACGUGGUUUAGCAGUCGGAAGAACCUGGCGACUCCGGAUCAGUUGGUCAAUUCGCAUACACUGCCGGUGGAGAACCAUUACACCCACAUGGAUGACAACAACUACAAUCCGGUCCAAAUCGAUGAGGCGUCGUACGCCGAGGUGGGUAACGAGAUGGGCCCAUCGGAAACCAACUCGUACAAGUCGAGCUCCGUGCAUCAUGGAGGCGACAAUGACGUCCUGAUUAUGAACUGUCCACUACCAGCUAUACCCACCGGAUCGCACAGCGGCGGAGCGAGUGGCUCGGGCAGUGCCUAUUACUCAGGUUUGCUAAACAGUGCCAACAUGCCGAGGGACGAGGACGAGGACGAGCGGCCGUACGAAAUCGUGGACCUCAAGGAGAUGUCUUCGCCCCACAAAAGUCACAAUGUACAAAGUCAUCUGCUGAACGAGACCAACAAUUUGCUCACCAUUGAGAAUCACCCCGAAAGCCUACCGGAGGGAACGAUUUCGGCAUCCGAUUAUGUUUAAUUCCGUUAGGCUGUUAGAGCUUUAAGUUUCUUGUGUACAUUAUCAGUUCAAAUUAUCGUAAGAGGAGAGGAAGUUCUCAUUCAUAUAGUGAUUAUCUUUUGUGCAUAGUAUUCUUCCAUAGCAGUGUGUAUUUAUUGCGCGAAAUGACAUAAUUUUGAAUUUAUUUAUUUGAAAGCGCUAAUGAAUCUUGAUCGAAAACGAUAUCAAUCUGAGCUUAAGCACCUUAAUCGUGCAAACGGAGAACUUUUUAACGAGUCUGAUUAUGAAACAUUCCGUCACAGAGUUGUACACCUCCCUGACGCCCAACGUAGAAUUGUGUGAUCCUUUGUAGCCUUAGAAGCACCACCACAGUAGCGAAAUUAGACUAGUAGGGAAAUUGUAUUUAAAUGUAAAACAUUUUGAUAUUACGCUACAUUUUGGGAAACAACAACAACAACGAGAAUCGAACUCAGUAGAGUCUUUACAACUUUUAACAUUUUUAAACGAGUUAAUGAACCUUGUACAACCUCCUAGUCGUAAGCAGUGAACAAUCAUAUUUGAAUUCCAUUCGCAAAUGGUUCUAUCUAUGGAGAAAGAUUGAGUGCGCCGCAACGCGUUGCAUUGAAUCGAUGCUUGAGAAAGCCUAAAAUCAAAAUUGAACAAAUUAUUCCAGCCAGAUUGGCUCAAAACAGCACAUUUACUCAAUAAAAAAAACGAUUUUUGAAAGAAGUAUUUCUCUCUUGAAAAGAUAAUCUUCAACAUAAUCCGACUGCCACCUUUGCCUUACACUUUUCAUUGUCCGUCUUUCGUGGGGUCCGCAGUACCUCAGUACCAAAUUAAUCUAAACCAGCUAUACUCAACAUGCAGCCCGCGGCACAUGUUUGGUCCAGUGGUCUCUUCCGGUGUUACUUUCACGCUUGCUUUAAAACAA